Kogia breviceps (pygmy sperm whale) is the source of this 2942-nucleotide messenger RNA. Lineage: Eukaryota; Metazoa; Chordata; Mammalia; Artiodactyla; Physeteridae. The record is from RefSeq and is a predicted model, not a curated record.
AUAAUUUAAAAGAAAGUUGCGUGGGACGGAAUACGUACAUUGGGCACAAUCGGAUUCGCACAGCUUAGCCACGUUAUCUUCCAAAAGAUCUCAGGUCUGGUACCAUGAACACAAAGCUUUUGCAACGCUGGAUUCAUCCAUCGGAUUAUAAACGUAACACUGGAAAGAAAAAUCUGAAAAAGUUUGUUAUGAUAAGGGUAGACUUGCUACAAGGUGAGAGGAAUAGCUUCUAGAUUGAUGGAUGGAAGUUUCUCUUUUAACUAAGGGGGAAGUGCACAUGGAAAGUAGAAAAGCCUAAUGGGCUUUGCAGUAAACCUCCCUGUGCCCAGAGGCAACUCCUGGUGUCACUCGUAUCUUUCUGCAAAGAUUCUUUACAUAUAAAAACUUCCAUAUUUGUCCAGCGUAUCAAAUAGUCAUGGUUUGGUUGGACUUAAGGUUUGACUGGGCUUUUUAUCCAUACAGAGGGCCCUUUACUUCCCUCCAUGGGGAGAUACUGCUUUCCUUUGCCCUUUCCAGGGCAGCCUCUCACAUCUAAUAGGCCCUCGGAUUACCGUUGAUAAUCUGUUUGUAAACGUUUUCAGUAUACUUACAAGUGAAAAUUUCUUGUGGUUGGCUCCUAAGGAUUGUUGUGUGAGAAGUGACUUUGGAGCAGCAGUGUCCUGUGUGAUGCUCAGGCAGAUAAAGUUCCCCAGUCCCACCAGUGAGAAGAGCAAGUCUUCAUUAUUAGGGGCUUGGCAGUGCAGCACCUGCAGAAAGGGCGAGUAGGAAUCAGGACUCAUGUCUGGCUUGUUCUUUCCCUAGAUUCUACCAGAGCACCCUUCCCCACACCAAAGAAAGGUGAAAUUGAUUCCCAAGUACUUUUUGAUAUUAAAGCAAUUUAAGUAAUAGCCUUUUAAGUUGAUGCAGAGGUGGCCUGAGGCAUGGUGUUCAAGGUAUUUGUAGGCAAUGAUCAGGGUGGUUGGGGGGGCGCUCUUAUCACCUUACAAGAUCUCUCGGCCCCCAGUACCAGACGGAAACCCAGGACAGGCGCUAGAACGCACUUGUGACAAGGACCUGCUGAAAAGCCAGGCCAGGAGCACUCUUGAGUUCUUUCUAGGGAGGCUUUGGUGGCGGGGGCCUUUGAACUUACCCAUGAGAGAUGGGUCAGGAGUGGGGACAGUGUUUAUUCACCUUUCAUUGAGCCCCUCCUGGGGACCUGGGUAUGCAGUGAGGGUGGUGGAGUGAGUGAGCAGCUUGCUGCAGGCCAGGCAGGAGUCUCGAUGGUGAGGUCCUAAGGACACUGGGGCAAGAAGGUGGGCAUUUUGCAGUGGGCUGAGGGUUGUUUGUAUGCAGAUGGCAACCGCUGUGAGGAGGUAGGGAUUGGAAUGGUGAGUAUUUACAGGGUGGCAUUUCAGGCUUAUUGAAAGGAACAGCAGCUGGGGCAGAGUGACCAACAGGGCUUCCCAGAGUGGUUGGGCCCGGGCCUGCCUGGGGCAUGGCACUGAUGCCUUGACCACCCUUGUGUACCCAGGGUUAAGGCACUACCUUCAGCCAUCCAGGUGACCUGAUAUCCGCACCCACACGAUUGUGGUUGCUUCCCCAGAGCUGUGGCCUCCCUCCUGAGAACUGGAGGCCAGGGCUGCCUUGAGUGCCUCUUCUGACCCUAGGGGAGGGGGCUGGGCACCUACAGAUCAGACCUCAGAGCUAGCCUGGAAACCUGGCCGGCGUCCGGCACAUCAUCCUCGUUCUCUCGGGAAAGGGGGGUGUUGGGAAAAGCACCAUCUCCACGGAGCUGGCCCUGGCCCUGCGCCACGCGGGCAAGAAGGUGGGUAUCCUCGACGUGGACCUGUGUGGCCCCAGCAUCCCCCGCAUGCUCCGGGCGCAGGGCAAGGCUGUGCAUCAGUGCGACAGUGGCUGGGUGCCUGUCUUCGUGGACCAGGAGCAGAGCAUCUCCCUCAUGUCUGUGGGCUUCCUGCUAGAGAAGCCAGAUGAGGCAGUGGUGUGGAGAGGCCCCAAGAAGAACGCACUGAUAAAGCAGUUUGUGUCCGAUGUGGCCUGGGGGCAGCUGGACUACCUGGUUGUGGACACGCCCCCAGGGACCUCUGAUGAGCACAUGGCCGUGGUGGAUGCCCUGCGCCCCUACAGCCCCCUGGGGGCCCUCGUGGUCACCACACCCCAGGCAGUGUCCGUGGGGGACGUGAGGCGGGAGCUGACCUUCUGUAAGAAGGUGGGGUUGUGGGUGAUCGGGGUCGUGGAGAACAUGAGCGGCUUCAUCUGCCCACACUGUGCGGAGUGUACCAACGUCUUCUCCAGGGGAGGCGGCGAGGAGCUGGCCAGACAUGCUGGAGUCCCCUUUCUUGGCUCUGUGCCCCUGGACCCCGAGCUCACGCGGAGCCUGGAGGAGGGCCGAGACUUCAUCCAGGGGUUCCCCGAGAGCCCUGCAUUUCCCGCACUCUCCUGCAUAGCCCAGAAGAUUCUGAACGAGGCGCCUGUUGGACUCUCCUGACUGAGGCAGUUUGAGUGUCUCCUCUGUGUGCUGUGGGGCUCGUGCUCACAGCCCGGAGCAGAGGUGGCGGCACGGUUCCUGGAACCGGUGGCCCUGGGCCGCCAUCACCAUGUGCUCCUCUCCCUGCGGGCCUGCCCUGGACAUUUCUGGUGCUUCAGCAGCAUCUCAGCAUCAGAGCCACUGACAGUCAUUGGUUCUGCCUGGUCGGCCUGUGGCAGGGCCCGGGGAUAGCGUGAGGUCACGAUGCCGUGGCCUGACCUCCCUGGUGGCACAGCUCGGUACUCACAUGCUUCAGACAGACAGGCUGCUCCCGACAGCCAAGUCUCCACGUUGUUACAAAGCUUGUGUGCCUGGGAGCACACUGGGCCUAUAAUCCUGGUGAAACAGGCAGCAGCACCCAGUAAGGUGUCAAACUUGUAACACAGAGGAGCCCAAAAUAAAUGCGUCCCACCGCCGU